This is a messenger RNA of Gorilla gorilla gorilla (western lowland gorilla), 783 nucleotides long. RefSeq names its product small ribosomal subunit protein uS2B-like. Bases 1 to 783 code for a protein of 260 amino acids. Lineage: Eukaryota; Metazoa; Chordata; Mammalia; Primates; Hominidae. Gene Ontology annotation, molecular function: structural constituent of ribosome. The transcript has a single exon. Gene Ontology annotation, biological process: translation. The record is from RefSeq and is a predicted model, not a curated record. Gene Ontology annotation, cellular component: small ribosomal subunit; ribosome.
AUGUCUGGAGCGCUUGAUGUCCUGCAAAUGAAGGAGGAGGAUGUCCUUAAGUUCCUUGUAGCAGGAACCCACUUAGGUGGCGCCAAUCUUGACUUCCAGAUGGAACAGUACAUCUAUAAAAGGAAAAGUGAUGGCAUCUAUAUCAUAAAUCUGAAGAGGACCUGGGAGAAGCUUCUGCUGGCAGCUCGUGCUAUUAUUGCCAUUGAAAACCCUGCUGAUGUCAGUGUUAUAUCCUCCAGGAAUACCGGCCAGAGGGCUGUGCUGAAGUUUGCUGCUGCCACUGAAGCCACUCCAGUUGCUGGUCACUUCACUCCUGGAACCUUCACUAACCAGAUCCAGGCAGCCUUCUGGGAGCCACGGCUUCUUGUGGUUACUGACCCCAGGGCUGACCACCAGCCUCUCACGGAGGCAUCUUAUGUUAACCUACCUACCAUUUCUCUGUGUAACACAGAUUCUCCUCUGCGCUAUGUGGACAUUGCCAUUCCGUGCAACAACAAGGGAGCUCGCUCAGUGGGUUUGAUGUGGUGGACGCUGGCUCGGGAAGUUCUGCGCAUGCGUGGCACCAUUUCUCGUGAACACCCGUGGGAGGUCAUGCCUGAUCUCUACUUCUACAGAGAUCCUGAAGAGAUUGAAAAAGAAGAGCAGGCUGCUGCUGAAAAGGCAGUGACCAAGGAGGAAUUUCAGGGUGAAUGGACUGCUCCAGCUCCUGAGUUCACUGCUACUAAGCCUGAGGUUGCAGACUGGUCUGAAGGUGUACAGGUGCCCUCUGUACCUAUUCAGUAG